CCCAUACUGCCAAUGACUUUGAACGAGACCAUUCUGGAGGUAUUGGUUCGCACCCAGGCAGACUUCGGCUACAAACCCAGAGUCUAUGAGAGGACCUAUUGGCAAGCCUACUGCACGGAUGACACCGAUAUCAAGACCGCUGCGGAGUGCAAGAUUGCAGCAGUGCAGAUGGGCAAGCAAUGGGCAGGAACUGUCCAUCGCACAGGUGGACACAAAUACUGUAUGUGGGGAGCGAAUGACAAGGUCUCAUUCAACUUGGCGACGAACUACUCAGAGACACCACCCUUGAAGCCAUACGGCUCCGUGUGCCAUGCAGAGAAAUGGCAGAACUACACCAAGACGUACGAGCUGGUGGGAGCAGGAUUUUGCAGACCUGAAGGCUGUGAUCCUGAAGAUCCGAAUUGCCGGGUGAAUGGCUACUACGGAAAUGGGGCAUCCUUACUUGAUUGUCGCCGGAGGUGUGAGAUGGAAGCCAACUGCAUCGGCUUCUCCUUUCUACCCAGCGAUGGAAUCGACCAAGUCAACAGUGGCUGCUUCGUGCACACGAACGGGUCCUACGUGCCACCAAACUGGAUUUCUUACGCCAAAGACUACAAGAGCAUAGGUGGUGCCUCUUUCACAUCGUCUGCGUUAUGCUAUCGCGUUGUUCCCACAGAUCCUACCAGGCCAAAAACGCGGGGCUGCUAUUUCAAACAGUCGACAGCGGGGAAUGGACGUUGUGGAGGGCCACAUACGACUUGGGUUUCAGAUGACUGGGGCCGUCAGAAUGAAUGGUCCUGGGAAGACGAGGCCCGUUGUUUUGAGCGCAAAACUGACCUGGAUGCCUACUGUGAGACCAACACCACAAUGCUCUUUGUGCAUGACUCUGCCAACGAGGCGUUUGGAUCGCCAUCACCGCGUGCCGUGGCUGAGCGUUUGACGUGGGUUGCGACAAAGGAACUGUUGCUAUCGUUUGAACUUCCUCGUUGCCAGACAGUGCCAUUCCAGCAGAGGGGUCAAGGUGGCAAUGCUCGGCGUGAUCGCCAGCGACGUGGUGGGGGGCGCGGCAACGCUCGCCGCCUGCAGAAACAGGCGCGCCUGCAGAAACAGGCGAACCAGGCACAGAGCAUCAAUGGGCAGCGCAAAAUUCACACCAGCUGACAGCGUGUGAAAGCAUCUGAGAGCCGCGAGGGCUAUAUUGUUCUCCAAACAGACUCGAAAACUCG
Molecule: messenger RNA, 1205 nt
Organism: Cladocopium goreaui
Lineage: Eukaryota; Dinophyceae; Suessiales; Symbiodiniaceae
Source: the annotation of a GenBank genome assembly